AUGGUUAUUCUUUCCCAGCAAUCUGCAUUAAACGAGUUCUUUCUCAUCAAGACAUGCAAGCCUACCACAAACACGUUCACAGGGAUUCCAGAGGUUAACCUCUCAGACCCUGAUGCCAAGACUCUCAUAGUCAAGGCAUGCCAAGAGUUUGGUUUCUUCAAGCUUGUGAACCAUGGUGUUCCGUUUGAGUUCAUAACCAAUUUGGAAAAUGAAGCCCUCAAGUUUUUCAUGCAAACCCAGUCUCAAAAAGAGAGGAUAGGUCCUCGUGACCCUUUUGGCUAUGGCAACAAGAGAAUUGGCACAAACGGUGAUGUGGGUUGGGUUGAAUAUCUCCUUCUCAACACCAACCCUGAUGUCAUCUCCCCCAUGUCACUUCUCAUUUUCCAACAAAACCCAGAAAUUUUCAGGUGUGCUGUGGAAGAUUAUAUAGGGGCAGUGAAGAAUAUGUGCUGUGAAGUGUUGGAAUUAAUAGCUGAUGGGUUGGGGAUGGUAGAAAGGAAUGUGUUAAGCAGAAUGGUAAGGGAUGAGAGAAGUGAUUCAUGCUUCAGGCUUAAUCACUACCCAGCAUGUAAACAGCAUCAAGAAUUGAGUGGAGAGAAUUUGAUAGGGUUUGGGGAGCACACAGACCCACAGAUAAUAUCUGUCCUGAGAUCUAACAACACAUCAGGACUGCAAAUCUGUCUCAGGGAUGGGACUUGGGUUUCAAUCCCACCAGACCAGACUUCCUUUUUCAUCAAUGUUGGUGACUCCUUGCAGGUGAUGACCAAUGGGAGUUUUAAAAGUGUAAAGCACAGGGUAUUGACCGACACAACCAAGUCAAGAAUGUCAAUGAUCUACUUUGGAGCACCACCUUUGAAUGAAAAGAUAGCACCUUUACCUUCACUCGUGUCAAAGAAAGAAGGGAGUUUGUACAAAGAAUUCACAUGGAUGGAGUACAAGAAUGCUACGUACAAGACUAGGUUGGCGGAUGAUAGGCUCAGUCUCUUUGAGAAAUCUUCUGGUCAAUGA
Gastrolobium bilobum is the source of this 1008-nucleotide messenger RNA. Its product is annotated as gibberellin 2-beta-dioxygenase-like. The record is from RefSeq and is a predicted model, not a curated record. Gene Ontology annotation, biological process: gibberellin catabolic process; response to light stimulus. The transcript has 3 exons. NCBI's taxonomy places the organism in Eukaryota, Viridiplantae, Streptophyta, Magnoliopsida, Fabales, Fabaceae. The coding region runs from base 1 to 1008 and encodes 335 amino acids.